UUAUCAUCAUCAAUAUCCAUCACACUACAUUCAUUAUUCACAAACACAGACUCAGACUCAGACGUGCUACCAAAAACAGAAAUGGCCACAAGUCUUCAUGGAGCCAAGACCAUGGCGCCACUAUCUCCCCCGCCGGGAGCUACCACCGGCCUACGGCGGGCGGCCGACCGCUUUGCGCUGAAAUCAUCCUUCUUCUCUCCAUCCGUUCACCUAUUCAUGCCAUCUCAACUCUCAACUGUCCCAACCACUGCGCCUAAAUUCUCUAUGCGUGUUGCUUCCAAGCAAGCCUACAUCUGCCGUGAUUGCGGGUAUAUCUACAAUGACAGAACGCCUUUUGAGAAGCUGGCUGAUAACUAUUUCUGCCCUGUAUGUGGUGCCCCAAAAAGGAGAUUCAGGCCAUAUGCGCCAGAUGUUUCCAAAAAUGCAAACAGCACAGAUGUUCGAAAAGCCAGGAAAGAACAGAUUAAGAGAGACGAAGCUGUUGGGCAGGCAUUGCCCUUCGCGAUAGCACUUGGAGUUGCAGCAUUGAUUGGCCUAUAUUUCUACCUCAACAGCACCAUCUAAGAUUAAUAGGAUAACUCAUUGUACUACAUUUUUGUUACACUUGUGCAUUCCUCUAUUUCAAUUCAUCUUUCAAUUCCUUUUUCA
Messenger RNA from Salvia hispanica, 648 nucleotides. Its product is annotated as Rubredoxin-like superfamily protein. The record is from RefSeq and is a predicted model, not a curated record. Gene Ontology annotation, molecular function: iron ion binding. NCBI's taxonomy places the organism in Eukaryota, Viridiplantae, Streptophyta, Magnoliopsida, Lamiales, Lamiaceae.